Molecule: messenger RNA, 780 nt
Organism: Aspergillus ochraceoroseus IBT 24754
Lineage: Eukaryota; Fungi; Ascomycota; Eurotiomycetes; Eurotiales; Aspergillaceae
Product: dienelactone hydrolase family protein
Exons: 4
Coding region: 1-780 (259 amino acids)
Molecular function (GO): hydrolase activity
Source: RefSeq, a predicted model, not a curated record
AUGUCUACUAGCAAGGCUUGCUGCUCGAUCCCUCCGAUCAUGGCGGAAGGGUAUCAGCCCAAGGGGGAAUACCGGACCAUCAAUGGCUUGAGAACCUAUAUCACCGGUCCUGAAACCGCGACCAAAGCCAUCCUAGUGAUCUACGACAUCUUCGGGUUCUUCCCCCAAACCAUCCAAGGGGCAGAUCUCCUCGCCACAUCCGGCUCCCAGAAAUAUCGCAUCGUCAUGCCCGAUUUCUUCCAGGGCCAUCCCGCCGAUAUCUCCUGGUUCCCGCCCCGAACCCCCGAGCACAAGAAGAAGCUAGCCGACUUCUUCCACACCACCGCUGCCCCGCCAUCCACCCUCGCGAAGAUCCCCGGCUGCGUGGCCCGCGCUACCGCUGAGAUCCCGGGGAUCCGCGCGUGGUCGAUCCUGGGAUACUGCUGGGGAGGGAAGAUCGCCGUGUUAUCGUCGUCGGGAGGAGGAGGAGGAGGAGAGAACGAGAACGACAACGAGAACCCGCGGUUCCGCGCCGCGGUGCUCUGUCAUCCGGCCAUGCUGGAUCCGCGGGAUGCUCGCGCCGUGAAGGUGCCCAUGGCCCUGUUGGCCUCCAAGGAUGAGAACCCCCAGGAUGUCGAGGCCUUUGGCGCCAAUCUGACCCCGCCGCAUUAUGUGGAGACCUUUGCCUCGCAGAUUCAUGGCUGGAUGGCGGCUCGGGCGGAUUUGGCGGAUGAGCAGGUCAGCAGGGAGUACGAGAGGGGAUAUCGGACGGUGUUGGAGUUUUUGGACAAGCAUGCUUAG